UUCCAGAUAUUUGGUGAAGCAGUUUUUACGUAAGCAUGUCUGAUCAGUGGGUAACUGAAGCAAAUGACGUCAUUGGCGGUUAUGAUGAACCAUUAGGUCAAUCGGAGGCACCAGAAGUGAAACUUUUUGGUAAAUGGUCGUUGGACGAAGUUCACAUUUCCGAUAUUUCUUUAGUGGAUUAUAUAGCCGUAAAAGGGAAAUCAGCAAAAUAUCUACCGCAUAGUGCUGGUAGAUAUCAAGUGAAACGUUUUCGUAAAGCAACGUGCCCAUUGGUAGAAAGACUUGCAUCAACAAUGAUGAUGCAUGGCCGGAACAAUGGCAAGAAACUGAUGACUGUGCGUAUUGUGAAACAUGCUUUCGAAAUAAUUCAUCUGUUAUCCGGAGAGAAUCCUGUGCAAGUGCUUGUUCAUGCUGUAAUAAAUAGUGGACCGAGGGAAGAUUCAACACGUAUUGGUCGUGCAGGUACAGUUAGGCGGCAAGCUGUCGAUGUGUCACCUCUUCGUCGUGUAAAUCAGGCUAUUUGGCUGCUCUGUACUGGUGCACGUGAAGCAGCAUUCCGUAAUAUCAAAUCAAUUGCGGAAUGUUUGGCAGACGAGUUGAUUAAUGCAGCAAAGGGAUCGUCGAAUUCCUAUGCAAUCAAAAAGAAAGACGAAUUGGAGCGUGUAGCGAAGUCAAAUCGUUGAGUCACGUGUUUUGUUGGAUUCGUUAUUCUGUUUGUCGGAUGGAACAAGCGUUUAUAUUAUAUUAUUAAACAAGUGUUGUUUGUUAUAAAAAAAGAUUGUUAUAAAAGGAUAGAAUUUCUUGAUACCACACUGUAUGUAUGCAUGUACACUUGACUUUCAGACUAUAUUUCCUACUUCAUCCCCAUUUGAAAAUAAAG
Molecule: messenger RNA, 880 nt
Organism: Loa loa (African eye worm)
Lineage: Eukaryota; Metazoa; Nematoda; Chromadorea; Rhabditida; Onchocercidae
Product: 40S ribosomal protein S5
Exons: 4
Coding region: 36-683 (215 amino acids)
Biological process (GO): translation; ribosomal small subunit assembly
Cellular component (GO): cytosolic small ribosomal subunit; ribosome
Molecular function (GO): mRNA binding; structural constituent of ribosome; rRNA binding
Source: RefSeq, a predicted model, not a curated record